AUGACGAGUACUACUUCGACGUUGGCGGCAUCCGAACCACCACCACCACCAUCAUCAUCAUCAUUUCAAUUGGAAACAGAGGCGCUGCUUAGCAGUGAAUGGUGGUAUAUUGUUAAGAACAACAGCUCAGAUCAUUGUAAGUGGCCUGGUAUAGUCUGCAAUAAUGCUGGAAGUGUCACCGAAAUAAGCCUGCCUGACAACAUCAAAUUGGAAGUCGAGUUGGGGAAAUUUAACUUCUCUUCCUUUCCAAAUCUUGUCCGUCUUGACCUUGGUGAUAAAGGACUCCAUGAGACCAUCCCAGAUCAAAUAGGUAAACUUUCAAAACUUACCUACCUCAAUUUGUCCUCCAAUGAUCUUUACAGUGAGCUACCUCGUUCGCUGGCUUAUCUGACUGAAUUAGUGGAGCUUGACAUUUCUAACAACAGAGUCAAUGGUUCUAUCCCUCCAAAAUUAGGAAAUCUGGAAAAUCUGGUUUUCCUAAGCAUGAGUCACAACUACCUUCACGGUCCAAUCCCUCCAGCUCUCGGCCGGUUGUCUAAGCUAACCUUACUAGACCUCAGUUACAAUCAAUUCGCUGGACCAAUCCCAUUGGCUCUUGGUCUUUUGACAAAUCUUUCCCAUCUCAACUUGCGUUACAGUUCUAUCCAUGGCUCCAUUCCACCAUAA
Cornus florida is the source of this 666-nucleotide messenger RNA. RefSeq names its product probable leucine-rich repeat receptor-like protein kinase At1g35710. Gene Ontology annotation, cellular component: plasma membrane. Gene Ontology annotation, molecular function: protein binding. The record is from RefSeq and is a predicted model, not a curated record. The transcript has 2 exons. Gene Ontology annotation, biological process: hormone-mediated signaling pathway. Lineage: Eukaryota; Viridiplantae; Streptophyta; Magnoliopsida; Cornales; Cornaceae. The coding region runs from base 1 to 666 and encodes 221 amino acids.